Molecule: messenger RNA, 432 nt
Organism: Cryptomeria japonica (Japanese cedar)
Lineage: Eukaryota; Viridiplantae; Streptophyta; Pinopsida; Cupressales; Cupressaceae
Exons: 1
Coding region: 1-432 (143 amino acids)
Source: RefSeq, a predicted model, not a curated record
AUGAAUUUAUUUGAGGCCCAAAGAGCUCGAAUCAUGCAACUGAAUGCCUUGGAUGAGGUAAGGAAGAUGACCCUCCAGCACACAGAAGUUUUUCAAAAUCCACGUACUAAGUGGCAUGACAGGUACGUUAAAGAAAAAAAAUUCAAACUUGGGGAUUGGGCACUUCUAUAUGAUUCUAGGUAUAAGGAUUCAAUGGGGAAGCUACAGACUCGUUGGCUAGGUCCAUAUGAAAUUGUUGAAGUAUUUCAGAGUGGAGUAGUACAGUUAGCAACUAUAGAUCCUAUUCAAUUUAAGCUUUUGGUCAACGGUCACAGAUUAUGCCUAUAUCACAAACCUACCACAAGAGAGGAAUUUAUACAACAGUUUGACAUUCAGCCACAUGCCACAAUUCUUGCAGCUCAUGCAAGGGGACUUUCCAUCCCAAACAUUUGA